AUGGCGCCCCUCCACCCAGCAACCCACGGCAUCCACGCCGACAACCGCACCAACAUCCUCACCGACAUCGCCCCUCCAAUCCACACAUCGACUACCUUCCGGUACCCGCGGGACCCCUCCAAGCUCCACCCCGUGUCGCCAGAAGAAGGCGAAGUCAUCGACCUCAGCACGCCCCUAAUCUACUCCCGCCUCGCAAGCGCAAACAUCAACCGCCUCGAGACUAUUCUCGCGCCGCUCAUGUACCCGCGCGCCCAGGAGACGGAGCUCGACAGCCUCGCCAACCACGUCGUCUCCUACAGCAGCGGCCUGAGCGCCUUCCACGCCCUGCUCGUCGCCGUCGUGCCCAAAGUCGUCGCCAUCAGCGGCGGCUACCACGGCUGCCACGGCGUCCUGGACCUGCACCGCCGCAUGCACGGCGUCCGCACCGUGGAUCUGCACGCCGACGAGCGCGCGUGGGACGCCAGCGGCAUCGGGCAGGGGGACCUCGUGCAUCUCGAGACGCCGCUGAAUCCGACGGGCGAGGCCUUCAACAUCGCGCACUACGCCGCGCGCGCGCACGCCCGCGGCGCCCUGCUCAGCGUCGAUGCCACCUUUGCGCCGCCCGGCCUGCAGGAUCCAUUCCAGUGGGGUGCCGACUUCGUCAUGCACAGCGGCACUAAGUAUAUCGGCGGCCACAGCGAUAUGCUGUGCGGGAUCCUUGCCACCGCCGCGACGCCCGCGGGACUCAAGCAAGCGCAGGGGAUGCGUGCGGAUCGCAUUUUCCUCGGAUCCGUGCUGGGCAGUCUGGAGGGCUGGCUUGGCGUGCGGUCGCUGCGGACGAUGGAGUUGCGCGUGCAGCGGCAGAGCUCGAACGCGGCGCGGCUCGUGGCAUGGCUGGACGGUGCGCUGCAGGGCGGCGAGGAUGGCGCGCUCGUGAAGAAGGUGGUGAGCAGGGUCGUGCAUGCGUCGCUGCAGACGGCCGACUUUGCCUGGCUCAAGCCACAGAUGCCGAAUGGCUUCGGCCCCGUGUUCGCCAUCCUCACGCACGAUUCGGACCAGGCACGCUGUCUGCCGAGUCACCUGCAGCUCUUCCACCACGCGACGAGCCUGGGCGGCGUGGAGAGCUUGAUUGAGUGGCGCAAGAUGAGCGAUGCCGAGGUGGAUGAGCGGUUGCUGCGCGUCAGCGUCGGCGUCGAGGACUGGGAGGAUCUCAAGGCGGAUUUCUUGAGUGCGUUUCAGGCGCUCGCAGAGGGUGGGGAGAGCGGCGAGGAGACGACGAGCAAGGCGAGCGUGCAGGUUGGACAGGAGGGCGCGCGGGUAGAAGGCGCGGCGCAGGGUAGCGUGUAG
Messenger RNA from Didymella exigua CBS 183.55, 1326 nucleotides. Its product is annotated as cystathionine gamma-synthase (O-succinylhomoserine (thiol)-lyase). Gene Ontology annotation, cellular component: cytoplasm. NCBI's taxonomy places the organism in Eukaryota, Fungi, Ascomycota, Dothideomycetes, Pleosporales, Didymellaceae. Gene Ontology annotation, biological process: transsulfuration. Bases 1 to 1326 code for a protein of 441 amino acids. The transcript has a single exon. The record is from RefSeq and is a predicted model, not a curated record. Gene Ontology annotation, molecular function: pyridoxal phosphate binding; carbon-sulfur lyase activity.